AAGAUGAAAGUGGGCAAUUUUUGUGAACUGCACUAUUUCACCAACACAGGGUUGAAUGAUGCCAAAGCUGCAAUGCUUAUUGUGGAACCAGACACACUCAUCAUACUCCCAGAAGCUAAUGGAGCUCACAUGUGGAUCCCAGCAGUGGCCGUCAAAGACCCCAAGGCAGCAGCAGUUAUUAGAGAUGAGAAUCUCUCAUGGAAAGAAUUUAAUGAAGUGGCCCAUCAUAUGAUCUCCAUGAUGAGAAUCCAAGACUGGCCAGAUGAUCAUGUCAACAUGCACAUUCAAUUCUGGUCAGUGCUGCAGACCCACCAUUGGCACCAUGCACCAGACCAGCUCAAACAGCGAGCACUGCUUCUGUACCAA
Molecule: messenger RNA, 366 nt
Organism: Suillus bovinus
Lineage: Eukaryota; Fungi; Basidiomycota; Agaricomycetes; Boletales; Suillaceae
Exons: 1
Source: RefSeq, a predicted model, not a curated record